Phaedon cochleariae (mustard beetle) is the source of this 1497-nucleotide messenger RNA. The record is from the annotation of a GenBank genome assembly. Lineage: Eukaryota; Metazoa; Arthropoda; Insecta; Coleoptera; Chrysomelidae.
AUGUGUGUGUCUAGUGCAGUCGAGUUUGCUCCAUCUGUGAAGAUGUUAGCUUUAGCGCUGUCGUUCUUAUCGGUGCUUCUGUUGGUGCUUCUUUGUUUCGCUGUAGCUAUCGUGAGGAACCACAAUUACCUGAAGGCAGUACCCAAACCGCCUGGACACUGGAUUCUGGGUCAUCUUCUGGAAUUCGGAGACCCCACAGAUUUUUUGAAGAAAGCAUCGAAUUGUGCAAGUAACUACGGUGGAUUGAUGAGAAUAUGCCUGCCACCUAGCUGGACAGUCGUCGUAAUAACUGAUAGAGAUGUCACCAAGAAAAUAUUCGAGGAAACCAUAGAUAAGUCUACAGAUUAUGACUACUUCAAACCAUGGCUAGGUACUGGACUUCUGACAAGUAAAGGUGACAAAUGGAAACAACGUAGGCGCCUACUUGCACCGUGUUUUGGAAGCCUGGAACUCAUGAAAGGAUUCAUCAGUGUUUUCGAAACGCUAGGAGUUGAGCUGAUAGCGAAACUUCAGAAUGAAGAUGGCAAUACAAACUUGGAUUUGAUACCAUUCAUGAAGAGAUACACGUUGGAUGUUCUUUGUGAAACUUCGAUGGGAGUUCCAUUGACUUCAGAUGGUGAAUCAUACAGGGAGAGUUUGGAAAACCUAUGUGGGGUGCUGGUGAACAGAUUGAAAGUUCCGUACAAAAGAAUAGACUCUUUAUUCCGCCUGACAGAAGACUAUCACAUCCAAAAACGAUCAAUCAAAGUUAUAGAUUCUUUUUUUGACGAAAUAUUCGAGAAAAAGUUGAAGCUACUGAAUGAAGGUAGAACCAAUAAUGGAAAGAGGCUUGCUUUCCUAGAUUUACUGAUGGAGUUCUACAAAACUGGAGAACUUACUAAGGAAGAUAUACGAGCUGAAGUGAACACUAUAAUGUUUGGGGGUCACGAUACAACAGCUGCUGGUUUGGCAUUCACCCUGUAUACAUUGGCUAAUAAUUCACACGUACAGGAGAAAGUAGUUGAAGAACAACUCAGUAUUUUUGGUACUUUAAAAAAUGUGCCGCAACAAACGUUCGAGGAUAUACAACAAAUGAAAUAUUUGGAAAUGGUUAUAUACGAGGCACUAAGACUGUAUCCUCCUAUUCCUGUUAUAGCAAGGCAGUUGCCUAAUGAUAUAGAUUUAGGAGAUAUGGUAUUGCCCAAGGAUCUGAAUGUCAUUGUAUUCAUAUACGGAGCACACCACGAUCCAGUAUAUUUUCCUGACCCAGAAAAAUUCAUACCGGAAAGAUUCGAAAACGGAGAAGUACUGCCUUUUACUCAUUUUCCAUACAGUAUAGGUCAGAGGAGUUGUAUAGGAAAAAAGUUUGGUUUGAUAGAAAUGAAAAGCUGUCUUUCAAAGAUAGUGAGGAAUUUCAAGUUGCUGCCGUCAGUGCCACUGUCUGAACCAAUGUUAGUCCAUGAAUUAACGUUGACAUCUUUAAAUGGAGUGAAGAUAUCGGUAGAGAGGAGGGAGUGA